CAGACAAAGGGAUGCUUCCUAGAUUUGGCAAUGGUAGAGUAUAAACAUCUCUCCUGUAUGUAUAGGUGAUGUCAAGACGAGCCGGAGUAUAGUAUGCAGGGACACUCUGUAAGUUCAUCUAGGGUUCCCAACUUUAGCCGAUUUUCUCAUCUCUGGACAGCGCCAGUACACUUCUAUCUUCCAUCAUCCAUCGCUUCUAAAUUGAUCCCAUGUGGUAUAAGGGUUCCUCGCUGUCGUGUUUCUGUCCCAUCCGAUCGCCUCAAUGAAAGAGGAUUAAUUCUGCUGAAGGCACAUGCAACCACUGCCGAGACGGAACAACCAAAAUGGUGGGAUAAGAGUGUCCCAAAUAUGAUUGACAUCUAUUCUGCAGAAGAAUUUUUAGAUUCUUUAAGUAAAGCUGGAGAUAGAUUAGUUAUUGUUGACUUUUAUGGCACAUGGUGUGCUUCGUGUCGAGCAUUGUUUCCCAAGCUUUGCAUGCUCGCGGAAGAACACCCAGAAAUACUUUUCUUGAAGGUGAAUUUUGAUGAGAACAAGUCCUUGUGCAAAAGCUUAAAUGUUAAGGUACUUCCAUUUUUCCAGUUCUACAGAGGAGCCAAUGGCCUGGUGGAUUCAUUUUCUUGCUCUCUUGCCAAGCUCCAGAAGUUGAAGGAUGCAAUUUCAACCCACAAUCCAGAGAGCUUGGUAAAUGACAUUGAUGAUGGAAGUCCCAACUUUAGCGAAAUAACAGCAUCUCCAAAAAGGCCAUCUGGGUCUUCUUCAGUGUAAAGUUUUGCUGCAAGGCUUUCGUAUUGGAAUGGAUUCCCAACCGCAAAGCAUUCCCAAACAAGCGGCCAUAUUAGUAUUGGUUUUACACCUACAGAGAAGAUGACAGACCUUUGGUUGUUUGAAUUCUUUGUACAAUGCAAGUGUUCUCACGUAAUGUGUAAAUUUGACCAUUCAUUUAUUAUGAUUUCUUUUAGGAUACACUUUUUCUCUACUUUACGAUAUCUACUUGUGUCGUUUCAUACUUUCUUAGCCAUUGAUGGAUAAACUAUGAGCUUCAAAUCUCAAUAACUAGAUUUAGGCCUUGUUUGUAGUUGUUAUAGUAGUAUUUAUUAGGACUCUGGCGAGACAUUUUGGAUUUUGAAUGUUGGUUUGAGUUGUCAUGUAAUGAAUAAUGAUCUUUAAU
Cuscuta campestris is the source of this 1168-nucleotide messenger RNA. NCBI's taxonomy places the organism in Eukaryota, Viridiplantae, Streptophyta, Magnoliopsida, Solanales, Convolvulaceae. The record is from the annotation of a GenBank genome assembly.